AUGUCGGCCCAGAGCCUUCCCGUGGAACUCUGGACGGCCAUUCUGGACUGUCUGAUCCCUAAUGACUGGUACGCCUCGGCGGGGACUCGUGAUGCUUGCCUCAGCCUUCGGCGUGUCUGCCGUCUAUUCAAAAUCAUCGUCUCACGAAACGCCAUCCGAAAAUUGGACUCCGGCCGGCUUAGUUGGUACGUGAAUGGGCCCAGGAACAAGAGCGCAGCGAAAUGGAUGCUACUCCAUCAAGUCAACAUGGACCCGGAGAGCGAAAUCCCCGCGAUCCGCCAUGUCAGCCAGUGGGCCAAGUUCAUGAAGGCCCAGAGCGACUGGGACCCGGACAACUGCAUCAGCACCGACAAGUGGCUGGAGGACGUGUGCGGCGCCGUCACCGAGCACCUCGGGGCCAGGUGGGUGUUUGAGAACUUCAUCUGCUACAGAUCCGGCAAGCCCCUGGCACUGCCGGGUCUGGGAAUCAGCAUCGCGCGCCACCUGUUGACCCAGCCGCGCCCGAGGGGCCCGGACGGCGCAAAGAUUGUGCAGUUGACCCACGGUGUCUUGCAGAUUGCCGUCUACCAGGGGAACAACACGGCGGUUGCGUCCAUACUGGAGGCUGGGGCCGACCCCAACUAUGUUCACUCUCACUUUGGGCAUCCUGUUCACCACGCUCUAGCUAACAACCACGUUAAGACACUUCGACUGUUGGUUAGACAUGGUGCUGAUGUCCAUGCGCCUGGCGAAUAUGCGACUCUCAUUAAACGGGCGGCAGACAAGGGGCAUGUUGAGUGCUUUCGGUAUCUAUUGUCCAUGAUCCGGGACAAUGAACUGCAAUACCUGAAUCCUUGUCUCGCCGCCGCCAGAGCAAAGGGCCACAUAGAAGUUGUCCGGGUCCUGUAUGAAUGGGCUACUCACAGACAACAAAAGCACGAGAAGAAAUCCAGCUGGUUCCACAACCUUAAACUAUGGAACGCCAAACCGCGACCUAUAGUACAUCUCCAGUUCUUCUGCGGGGAGUACAGUCAAGCAAUGGAAGCAGCCGCGCGGAACAAUCAUGUGCAGCUUUGA
This is a messenger RNA of Clonostachys byssicola, 1056 nucleotides long. The record is from the annotation of a GenBank genome assembly. NCBI's taxonomy places the organism in Eukaryota, Fungi, Ascomycota, Sordariomycetes, Hypocreales, Bionectriaceae.